AUGCUCGAGGCGAAGCUUGAGGUGGUACUUGCCGACGGGAGACCACAGUCUUUUGCUCUCCGCCAGGGGAGGAAUGUAGUCGGGAAGGAAGGAGGGCCAGGGGAUGUGCUGAUACGAUCCUCCUCGCUCUCAAGGCGGCAUGCCAUGGUCACGAUCGGAUCGACCAUGGAGGAAUGCACCAUAGAAGAUCUAGGUAGCACCAACGGGACCGUCAUGACCAACGACCAUGGCGCUGUUGUGAGCUUGGAGGCGGGAAGGAUCUACAGACUUGGCGAGAUGAACGAGUUUGUGUUCGGUGACGUGGAUGCCACUCUGACGAUCAGUGGGGUCGAGGACGCGAACCAGACGAUGGAGAGCAACGUUGACGUCCUCAUAGUCAAGACCCCGGCCCCGGGGGGUCAACCCUCGUCGUCGAUGAGCAAGGAGGUCUACUUCCAUGCCAAGAACGACAUCGGUAUGUCGAUGCCCUACGACAAAGACCUUCUGUGGAUCGCUGAAGCCUCGCUGCACAUGCCCCUCCCCGAGGGGUGGGAGGAGGUGACGUCAGCACAAGGAGAGAGGGUGUACAGGAACACGAAGCUGAAGAUUGAGCUCCUGAUGAGGCCGCAGACUCUCAUCUGCAAGAAUCUGUACCAGGAGACGCUGAGGAAGCAGGAGAUGGAGAGCGCGAUGGGGAUGUCGAUGGAGGAGGAGAAGAUCGCUCGGAUCGUCCUGGUGGACCAGGCGACCGGACUGAAUUUCUUCCACUACGUGCUCCCAGGAAAGAACUUGGUGGGCAAAUCCAGGGAGCAGGUGGACAUCGUGCUGGACUCCCGCGCGUGCUCAAAGAAGCACGGGUACUUGGAGAGGAGGGAAGCACGAUUCUUUGUCGGGGACCUCGGAAGCACCAACGGGACGUUUGUUGGGACUUUCCCCGGGACCUCGUUCCGGAGGGUGGAGCCGGGGGCAGGAGUAGAGAUUGUCGACGGGCAGCUGCUGAUGUUUGCGGACGUGGAGUGUACGCUGGUUGUGCCGGAUGGAAAAGAGGAGCAGAACAUGGCGAGCUCGCUCUCCCUGGACGUCCACGAGCUACAUGGCAAGUUCGCGUCUGUGCAGCACGAGGAGGUGCCGGAGCACCAGGAGCGCGCAGGUCCUGUCGCUCCAGCUGCUGCUAGGCACGAAGUACACGGAGGACAUGGAGCAGAGGAGGAGGAGAGGGGCAGGCCAGGGAAGCAUGACGGAGGAAAGCACGAUGCUCGGCAGAGUUUCGACGUCGACCCUAUGUCGCAUGUACAGGAGAGCGCUAUCCCGGUGCAGGACUCGAUGCACAAGGGAGGAGGAGGAGGAGGAGGAGGAGGAGGAGGAGGAGUGGACUACAGCGAGAUCCGGAAGAUCAUUAGAGAGGAGAUAUCCUCAGUGGCCAUGACGUCAUCCUUGUUCUCCUCGCAGGUCAAACCGGCAGAAAGUGAAAAAAGUGGAACAUGGAACCCUUCGUCCACCAGGGACACGGAGAGGAGAAGAGUGCACAUGGAGGAGGAGGAGGAGGAGGAGGGGGAGGAGGAGGAGGAGGAGGAGGACUGGGACGGCAGGUCCGGGAGAGACGAGCUGGAGACUGGGGACCAGGACCUGUACUCGACUCGUGCCGUCUCCUUCCGGACCUCCAACAGAGAGUCGAAGCACGGCUCUCCUCCUCACCCGCCCUCCUCCGGCCCUGACUACGAGAGGCUGGACACAAGGGGAUACAGCUCUUCCACUGCUCGUCGGUUCCUGAGGGACUCCAACCAGAUCGAGUACCAGCUGGAAGAGGAGGUGCGGCUGGCCGAGGAGCUGAACCUUGUUGAGGGAUACGUGGCCGAGCAUGUCAACGAAGUUCGUGAGGUCCUGGGGGUAGAGAAGCGUCCUGAUCUCGAUCGCAACGUGCCCUCCAGAAGGAAAGGGUUCCUGGCCAAGCAGGAGGAGAGGAGGCUCAAGGUCCUUGAGAUCGCACAAAAGUAUUACAAGAAGCAGGCGCCUUACACGGAGUUCGGCAAUUUUCUUCUUCCUACCGGAGCUCUACACAGGAUCCUUGAGAAGCUAAAUGUCGCACCCUCGUUCUUCCUCCUUGCCAUGACGAGCAAGCCCGUCCGGGAGGCUGUCUACUGCACUGAGGCCUGGACGUCAGUGAACGGGGAGAGGUUUGCGGGGCUGUGGAGCAGCUUGAAGUUAGCUGGGAAGCGAUGCGGGGACGCGCAUCUGCUGCUGAGCGGUAUGGGUCCUCAACGCCUCGGACAUGUCAAGGAGUUCGACCUCUCUGGUGUGAAGAGCAUCACAGACGACUCGCUCGCCAUCAUCGCCGAACAGAGUCCCCAGCUCGAGGUCCUCCUGCUUGGCCGCCGCAUCGACGUCGGACCUCAAGUCACCGACGUUGGUAUCCAAGACGUCGCCGCCUGCUGCUCGAGGCUGAAGGUCCUGGACUUGACGUGGUGCAACAAAGUGACGGACGCGGGGAUCAAGAGCGUAGCUGAGGGAUGCGGAGAGUUACAACAGCUCAAUGUCUCCUACUGCCACCUGCUCACCGACGCUUCCAUCCUUGCGGUCCUGGGAAGCUGUAAGCAUAUGACUGAGCUGCUGGUCGAGUCGUGCGAUCGGAUCUCGGAGCAGGGAAUCAUAAGCAUUGGUCAACUUGGUCCUCGACUCAAGCGCCUCAGCCUCGCUGGAUGCCUUACCGGCACGACUACCAUGUCUGUCAUACAGCUCUCUCGGCUGUGUGAGGCACUGACGAUCAUCGACCUCACUUCUAUCUCAGGGCUGCAGGACGCGGCGAUCUGGCAGCUGUCGCGGGGAUGCAGGUGGCUGCAGAGGCUCUUCCUCGCCUGGUGCGUGCAGCUCUCCGACCACAGCUUCGUGCAGGUAGCGCGGAACUGCCCGUUGCUGGUCGAGCUUGUGGGAAGAGGAUGCGUGAAGCUCUCCGACACGUCAGUCAUGCAGUUAGCACAGAACUGUUCCUAUCUACAAGUGCUGGACGUCAGGGGGUGCAGACUCGUGACUCAGAACGGCCUCGACGCGAUGGCGAUGCUGCUGCCCUCUUGUAUGGUCCUGUACGACGACACGUCGCUCAAGUGA
Messenger RNA from Guillardia theta CCMP2712, 3081 nucleotides. RefSeq lists its product as hypothetical. Gene Ontology annotation, molecular function: protein binding. Gene Ontology annotation, cellular component: SCF ubiquitin ligase complex. The coding region runs from base 1 to 3081 and encodes 1026 amino acids. The transcript is spliced from 20 exons. Lineage: Eukaryota; Cryptophyceae; Pyrenomonadales; Geminigeraceae. The record is from RefSeq and is a predicted model, not a curated record. Gene Ontology annotation, biological process: SCF-dependent proteasomal ubiquitin-dependent protein catabolic process.